AUGUCGCUCCUCGUUCCCGACUACGCGAGCUCCUCGGAGGACGAAGACGCCUGUCGCUCGUCCGCUGCAGCUCCUCCUUCGGUCUCUCCUCCUGCAUCUGCACCACAUCCUCAUGCAGCAGCAGUAGCCUGUGAGACGCCCGUCGGCGGUCCCCGUGACGUCGCAGCGGUCGCGCCGUCCAAGCAGCAGCGCAAGGGACAUACAAAGAAAAAGACAAAGAAGACAAAGGGACGGAUCAAGACGACGCUGUACCUUCCACCAGAGAUCCAGCGGCUGCUAGAGACAGGUGCUGGUGGUGGAUCGCUCUCUGAGGACAGUGAGGGCGGCAACGAGCUGUUGGCCAAGCACCGACGGGCCAAGAAGGCCGUCGCUAAACGGCCACGACCGGUGACAGAUGAUCAAGAGUCGGUUUUGUCGUUCCUCCCACCUCCAAAGCAUGAGCUUCCAGCUACCGAACCUCAUGUCGAUACUGCUGCUGUGGAUGUGGGGAACAGAGUGGAGGAGAAGCAGACGUGGGUGCCAGCUACAGAAGCGUCCACAGGUCAGCAGCCAGUGGACGAAGCGACAGCUGCGGCCAAUGCUGCUGCCUGGCAGCAGUACUACCAGCAGCAACAGUAUCAGGCCAGUGAUGCUGCAGCAGCAGCAGCAUCAGCUCCACACGAAUAUUACGUAGCACAAGGAGAAGAUGACGUUGUGGGGGGCAGCUCCAAGCGGAAACGGACGCGGGAACGAGACAUUGAGCGUGCACUUCAAGCAGGCCACUUUGAGACAGUGGCGGAGCAGCUUGCAGAGGUGCAAGGCCCGUUGCCGAAUGCCUGGCAGCCACCAGUCAACCCGCUAGCAGGCUCGAACGGAUCCAGUGAGACGGACGUGAAGGUGAAGGCCAGCUUCUGGAACGCGCAAGCUGGCACGACAGUGUCGUCGGUGAAGCCCAGUCGGCUGCAACGGCAGAAACACCAGUUGAACCAGCUAGCGUUCGAUGCUAAAGCGCGUGACUUCGACCUGCUGGACAGACGUAGCGCGUCAAUGAAGACGAAGAGGGAGACGCACGCCAAGUACGGCUGGUAG
This is a messenger RNA of Hyaloperonospora brassicae, 1068 nucleotides long. NCBI's taxonomy places the organism in Eukaryota, Oomycota, Peronosporomycetes, Peronosporales, Peronosporaceae. The record is from the annotation of a GenBank genome assembly.